AAGCAAGCAAGUGAAGUAAACCGAUUUGAGGUUAUAAUUUGAUAAAAAUUUAAUUUGAAUGUAUUAAAUACACUAUUCUAUUUAUAUAUCUGCAAGUUUUAAGCUUAAUUUAGUAUGGGAAAGGAAAAUAGUACAGCUAAGGAUACUGCUGAUCCCACAUCACCCAAGAAACGAAAGAAGGAUACAACUCAAACUUCAACAAUUUCUAAACCACAGUCUACUGUUGUUGCAACUACGACAUCGGACAUUUAUAAAGAAGUAAUUACAAAUGAAGAAGAAGAAGCUAUUGCUCGAGAUCCUAGUAAAGAUUUGGAACUGUUCUGUAAAACCAGUGAACAAUUAAGGACACUAGCGAACGAAAUUAAUGAUCUGAAAAAUGGGAGCUCUUCACAGGCUUCUACUCAAAUAGCUGAAAAACGUAUUCAUGCGUCACUAUUGUUUGUCACCCUAAAAAAACUAAAUCGACUGGAGAAAUUCAGAACCAACCAGAACCGCGAGAAGCUACACAAAGCUAAGCAGCAAGCAGACAGUUGUCAUCUGCAGCUGCAGAACUUGCUGUACGAGAUACUUCACCUCGAGAAAGAGAUCACCAAGUGUCUACAGUUCAAAUCAAAAGAUGAAGAAAUUGAAUUGGUUCCAGUUGAGAAAUUUUAUGAAGAAGCUCCAAAAUCUAUAUCAAGGCCUGAUGUCACAAAAAAGGAUUCUCAUCAGUUGAAAUUGGCUAGACUGGAGUGGGAGUUGAAACAGAGGAAGCAGUUGGCAGCUCUGUGCAAUGAUUUGCAGAAGGAAAAGGAAAAAGUAGCUGUUGGAAUAAACAAGAAACAAUCACAGUUGGACAACCUGGCUCCCAUGCUGAAGGAUUUGUUUAAUGCUUCCAAGCCAGUCCAGGAGGCCCUAGGUCUACAGUCAGGACCUUCCCCUGCCCAGCAGAGGGUGGCAGAGCAACUCCCUCCCCCGCUCUACUUCCUGUUCGUUCAGGCAGACGCGCUUAGAGAGGCUGGAGAUAAUUUCAUAACAGUGAAGAUAGAAGGAGAUGAGGAUGAGGUACAACGAAUGAAGCAGAGCUUAGAAGAAGCCGUCACUUUUGAUGACUCUGACUCUGACAAUCAGGAGGACAGUGGUGGGAAGCGACACCAUGGCCACAGGAAAAAGUCCAAACAAGACAGGCUUCAGGAGAAGAGGAAAAUGUUGUUGAUGGCCCAUCCUCUGUCUGUCGUGCUGACUGUCUCGCUGAAAGAUGGUCAGGGAAGCAUCAGUCUAGAGUUCUCCUACCUAGUCAGGCUGCACAUUGUCACAGUCAAGCCAAAGCUGAAACUGUCCUCACAGGUCAACAUCAGCUCCACCAGUUCAGUGUUAUGGUCAGGGAAGCAUCAGUCUAGAGUUCUCCUACCUAGUCAGGCUGCACAUUGUCACAGUCAAGCCAAAGCUGAAACUGUCCUCACAGAUGGUCAGGGAAGCAUCAGUCUAGAGUUCUCCUACCUCGUCAGGCUGCACAUUGUCACAGUCAAGCCAAAGCUGAAACUGUCCUCACAGGUCAACAUCAGCUCCACCAGUUCAGUGUUAUGGUCAGGGAAGCAUCAGUCUAGAGUUCUCCUACCUCGUCAGGCUGCACAUUGUCACAGUCAAGCCAAAGCUGAAACUGUCCUCACAGAUGGUCAGGGAAGCAUCAGUCUAGAGUUCUCCUACCUCGUCAGGCUGCACAUUGUCACAGUCAAGCCAAAGCUGAAACUGUCCUCACAGGUCAACAUCAGCUCCACCAGUUCUGUCAACAAGCUACUACACAGUGAACACAUCUUGACAGAGCUGUUCCCCGAGGACUUUGGCGAAGGCAGCCCCAACACUGCAAACUAUUACCAGCUAAAGCUAGCGGGUAUCGACAGUUUUGACAGUAGCGAGCUAGGACUGGCGUAUAUCUGGGCUCAAAGGAUGUGUGGGCUCAACUUUGUCUCUUGUAAGAGCGGAGACGAUGACAUACAGGCUGGUAAAGCUCUUUUACCUUCACGACAAGUCAGCCAACUGUACCUGCCUAACACCAUCUCUGCUAUCAAACGCAGGCUCAAAGCUAGAAUUGCUUUGUGUCAACAGAUACAGCUGCUUGAGCAUGGUAAGCUGGAGGAGGCGGAGAUACGACAGAUGUUUCCUCCAAAACUGGUGUCCGGGCUGACACAGUGGACACCACUCAGCUGGGCUCAGUACGAGGCUCUGGGCUUCACAUCCAACAUGGUGGAACACCACUACGUCACUGAGAGAGAUAUAUUGUACAAGGGUACAUUGGUGCGGGGAUCUGCUCGUUUGACAGUGGCUGUUGCUAUCAAGCAGUGCUACCCCCUUCUGCCCCCAGUGUUCACUCUGCAAGCUUCUUACGAGAACAAGACCAUUCAGGCCUCUAACAAUGACUCCAUCAGGGAUAUAGAGCGGGAGGUGAAUGCCUACUUCAAGGAGCUGAUAGACAAGACCAAAUCUGUCCACAAUCUGCUGACAGCCCAAGUGUUGCGUCUUGUCACCAACUUUGACCUUCUCUUGGAGGCUUCCACCAACCAGGACUUCCCACGGGACAAGAUAUUCAUCCAAUCCAACAGGGGUCGAAACAGAGCUUGGCCGUUCAAACAGAUGGAACUGAGCAGUGGAGCAUUCCACUUCACCCAGAGAUAACUUUCCACAAUGUGAUAUUUGUAUAAUAUUGUGUGUUAGUUUACAGAUUUGUAUUUUAAGUUAGUACUCUAAUCCUGUGUCAAUAAAUAAUCUACAUAUUUCAUUGUAAAGUUGUUUUAGUCUGUAUCCAAAUUUUUGUGGUCUGCUAUAUAAUUUCAAUAGCAGAGAACAAUCAGUUAACAGUUGUAUGUUUCUUAUUUGGUUGUAAUAAUUUAGAAAUUGUACCCAGUCUAAGGUUAAGUUUAUGGAAGGCUACCUGACCACAUGGAUAGGACAGGACAGUGGCCUUCUGCCAUGCUAGUGAAUCCCAGUCACACAUGAAUGAAACACCAAAAAGUGUAAAUGUGAUAAUAAUAAGAAAUUUUAAUUAAUUUGUUAUUUGAUAAAAAAAAAAAAACAAGAUACCAUAUCAUAGUUUAAUCCCUGGGCUGGCCAGAAGUUGUUCCAGAAGAUUGUCUUCAGCUGAUCAAUAAGGAUGAAUAGGAUGACGAAUCUAAAAGAGAGUAGGUUUAAAUGUAGGGUGAUAUAAUUUUUGUGGCAUUGCUUACUAGCUAAUAUAUAUAUACUGUGAAAAGCUGGUGUUAUGCUUGACUCAUUAAGGCUAGGGCCACACUUGGCGACUUUGUCGCGGCGACUUUUUUUGUCGCGACGACAAAGUCGCUGGGGGUGGCCACACUAGGCGACAAAUUCAACCUUUCAGUUUACUUUUUUAACAUACCAGUAAAAGUAGAGAGAUGUUAUAUUGUAUUUUCAAAAUC
Messenger RNA from Macrosteles quadrilineatus (aster leafhopper), 3410 nucleotides. It is a transcript of the gene thoc5, whose product is annotated as THO complex subunit 5 homolog. The transcript has 19 exons. NCBI's taxonomy places the organism in Eukaryota, Metazoa, Arthropoda, Insecta, Hemiptera, Cicadellidae. The record is from RefSeq and is a predicted model, not a curated record. Gene Ontology annotation, molecular function: mRNA binding. Gene Ontology annotation, biological process: positive regulation of DNA-templated transcription, elongation; mRNA export from nucleus. Gene Ontology annotation, cellular component: THO complex part of transcription export complex. Bases 115 to 2652 code for a protein of 845 amino acids.